Naegleria fowleri is the source of this 726-nucleotide messenger RNA. RefSeq lists its product as uncharacterized. The coding region runs from base 1 to 726 and encodes 241 amino acids. The transcript has a single exon. Gene Ontology annotation, molecular function: acetyltransferase activity. Lineage: Eukaryota; Heterolobosea; Eutetramitea; Acrasida; Naegleriidae. The record is from RefSeq and is a predicted model, not a curated record.
AUGUCCACUUCACAACAGCAGCAUCCGCCACAUGCAUCGGAAGAACACUCAAACACUCCUGCCUCUUCUCCUCGUUCAUCAACACCACGGCAUGAUGAAUCCAAUAAAGAAUGGCAACGAAUGAUUUCAGGAGAAAUGUACAAUGCCAUGGAUGAUUUCCUCGUUCAGGCUCGUCGCAAAUGUCGUCUCGAAUUUCUCUUUCCAUUCAACAACCUUUCGGAACAGCAACAAGAUCCUCCGAAAUUCCGAGAGUCACUCAUGAAACAAUUCAUGGGUCAUCACGGAGAGAAUUCUUAUAUUGAACCUCCAUUCCGAUGUGAUUAUGGAUCCAAUAUUUACUAUGGAAAGAACUUUUAUGCCAAUUUCAAUUGUUGCAUGUUGGAUGUGUGUGAAAUUCGGAUCGGAGAUUAUGUCAUGUUUGGUCCGAAUGUGCAAAUCUAUACGGCCACACAUCCGACAGAUCCCUUCGAACGAACUCAAAGUGGAUUGGAGUAUGGAAAACCCAUUACCAUUGGAGAUUAUGUUUGGCUCGGAGGUGGAGUGAUUGUGAAUCCGGGAGUGACGAUCGGAGAAGGAAGUACCAUCGGAAGUGGAUCGGUGGUCACAAGAGAUAUUCCUCCCUAUGUCGUGGCUGCUGGAAAUCCAUGUCGAGUGAUUAAAUAUUUAGAGAGACCUUCAACACAAGCAGAAAGCAGGCAACAACACGACCAGCAUCAUGAUGAAUGA